Messenger RNA from Amoebophrya sp. A120, 2946 nucleotides. The record is from the annotation of a GenBank genome assembly. NCBI's taxonomy places the organism in Eukaryota, Dinophyceae, Syndiniales, Amoebophryaceae.
CAGACUUCAAGUUUUUCGCUCCUACCAGCAGUUCUUUUUUCUAAGGCACGAGCCAAAGCUGCUCUGCCACGUAGUAGCUUUUUAUUGAAAUAGCGCUAGCCAACAUGUGAGAAGAAAGCUCUACUUUCAAACGGUACCACAUGACCAUCAUCAACAAACAAACAAACAAUAAAAAAUAACUUUAGCUUGACCUUAACUAUUGAGUUUUUUUCGGGUAUUGCGCUCUCCGCGCGCAGUGAAAAAAAAUGCUCGGGCGAGCGAUCGGUCGACGCACAUCGAUCGUCGGCCCCGCUGUACCAACGCGAGGAGGUGCUUCGAACCGAGACACCGCCACCAUUCCCAACUUGCCCGCUUCAGGUUCGGGGUCGUGCUGUGUAAAUGUAGUUGUCGUUGUCCAUGUCCUGGCUAGCGGGGCAUAUAUUAUAGUAAAUUUCCUGUACACGUACAAAGUGCCCGCUUUUCUUCUAAUUAGAAAACGACGCAAAAAGAUUGCAAUGCAAAAAAUUUGAAACCAUGCAUGACGAUACGCACACAAAGGCACGCACCACGUACAACAGCCGGGGCGGCAGUAAAGGCCCUAUGCUGUUGCUGGUGGUGCCUGUAGCCAUAUUAGCUAGCUAGAGGCUUUGCCGGGUUCCGCGCUAGAUCCAUGUACUCACCACCACGGGCCGCAUUUCCGUGCGGUGUUGUGUGUUUUCCCUAAAGAAGGCGAUCGCGCUCGAACAGCCAAGCCCGAUGCUGUCGGCACGAUUACAGCACAGCACAACACUCCCCACCUUCAGGCCCAUGCUUUUCCCCUCUUCGUCUUUCCGGGCGUUAAAAGCGAAACCACGCGUCGCAAAUCCAUCGAGGGCGUCUGAGUCAUCAGGGGCCUCCGGCUUCAGAGCGGUCUGUUGCCUCUCGUACGGCCUGGCCCGUAAAUGUUUCAAAGCCGUGGCCGCUACUGGGCCGCUUGUCUUCGUCCAGAUUGCUGCUUCCAUGCCCCCGCGCCACCUGGUUGCGACAUGCGGCAAGAGAGAUGGGCCUACGGCGUUGUGUUUUCAAAUGAGGGCUGGGUGGUUGGAGAGGGAUGGUUGGAGAGGGUUGGUCGGAGAGGGGUGGUUGGAGAGGGCUGGCAGAUAUAAGUAUUUUUUUCGAGCUUUUGACAGCAUUGCAUUCAAACGACGUCGAAAUCACACACGUGAUUUGUGUACCGUCAACGCAAGAAACACACACGCAAGAAAAUGUCGCGGCUUUUUCUCGUUGGCGACGAUCUCCGUGUCGGAGAUCUCGCCACGCGGGUUGUCAAGCUGAUCGGCCCAGGCGAGAAAGCGCCUCCGUGUGUGAACGCUGCAAAAGGCCAAAACUAGCCAGCUUAUCGAGUUGGAAACUAGGGGGCCCAGGUUGCCCAAAUGCAUUACCAUUAGCGGCUGCUUUCACAAGGUCGAGAACCAAAACAAAUACAGCCGCCUAUUGAGUAGUCUCUCACCCAAAACACAACCGCUUCAGGUUCGGGAUCGUGCUGUGUAAAUGUAAUUGUCCUGGCUAGCGGAGCCUCGUACCUGCUACCCAGCGCCGGAGUGCGGGGUGAAUUAGUGGAGCGCUCGCAUGCCGAAGAUGUCGGGCAGAAAGGAAGGAAGGAAGGGCGCAACUUGUGGUCGCUGACAGGUACACUCCAUAACUUUUGCUCCUAAGCUUGCGAGGUUUUCAGAAUGUGCAACUUUCUGGCUUUUGCUGUGUCGCGAAGAUCGCCGGUGUUGUCUAUGUGAUUGCAUCUCACCACCCAUACGCUGCAUCAUACAAAAAAUAAACUAAAAACAGCGGGAUCUCCGUGCGUAUGGACGAUGCCGGGCUGGAAAGUUCGGCGUUUUCGGACGUUGUGCCCGAAGAGGUGUUCACGGAGACCAAAAUGAAGGACUCCCAUGUGCGGAGCAAGAUUGAUGAUGAUCUCCUUCUCGAUCCUCGGUCCGGUAACUAUAAGAGGUUCAACUGUUGACUUUAAAAACGGCUCUCGAAGAACUUUUCUCAAAUAGCUACAAAACAAUGCAAAGCAGUAUGCAUUUUGAAUUAGCUACUUCAGCGGUUUAUCUUUAUGUAGGUAAGCUAGCUAGGCCUAGGUCUUUUCUCCUCUAGCUUACCUACAUAAACCGCUGAGCUAGCUAGUGAAACAGAGCCAGUUUUUGUAUGCGAAGCAGCUCUUUGAGAAAAAUUCGAAAACCUUUUUAACGUCAACAGCUGACCCUCUUAUAGUUGAACGCUUGACAUAGUUAGCGGCGCAGCAAACCCACACGAACUCCUUGACGAGAGACGAGAUAUUUCCGGAAAUCAACUGAAGGGCCACGUCGUGAACAAACACCCCCACCAGGUUGUCCAUCUUGUCGGUACACAGUUGGGAAAAAUGGGCAUGCGUUACAUCCCGGAACAGAAGGUGGACCUUCUCUUGGAAGAUAUCCGCGAGGGCAAGGACGUUUACGGCUGGGUGCGACCAGCGAUCGAACAUGCCUGCAAAAACCACACAAUCAAAAAACGAGUAGUUGUGGUACACGGUCAUGGUCACGGCGGACAAGUAGGAAUGUUAGAUGCAACGUAAGACUAUGAAAAAGUGAAAGACGGGAAGAUUGAGAUUCACUUUACGCCCUUCGCUUUUUCAAUCAGGGGCAAUACAUACGAACUCCAUUACACGACCACGGAUGAUCAUUUUAAGCUUGUGCUUGUCGAUUCAAAUUAAAGAAAUAUAAAAUCUGUGAUGAUGUAUCAGAAGCGACAAUCUAUAGACUAUAUCGCUUUGCAGCUCUUUACCUCACCCCCGACCUCACCACCUCUUUAUCUACAUAGGAUAGAUCAGAAUCAAAGGCAAAUAGAGAAGAGAAACAAGGCGAAAUGGAUCGGAAUGGGCUGCGAGCCUUUGGCUUUGGCACCGUACCUUGACACAUGAAGUGGAAACAACAAAAAAUUUCAGUAUAGGAC